Cylindrotheca closterium is the source of this 594-nucleotide messenger RNA. Lineage: Eukaryota; Bacillariophyta; Bacillariophyceae; Bacillariales; Bacillariaceae. The record is from the annotation of a GenBank genome assembly.
AUGACCGCCAGAACCAAACCAUCCAAGUACGCUGUCCAACUUCCAAGGGAGAUUGAAAAGAAGGAAAUCGAGGACUACGAUAGAACGCUUCUUUAUCGAUUAGGUGGUGAGGAUGCACUAGAGGCUGUAUUGGAAAUGUUUUUCAAAGGCCUUCUGCAAGAUGACCUCCUGAAGCCGUUCUUCCACAAUGCUAAUCCAGCACUCAUCAAGUAUCAUCAGAAAAAGUUUCUUGCACUUGCGUUCACAGAAAUUCCUGCCGACUUUGACGCAAAGGCAUACAUCAUCGAACGUCAUUUUCGUCUAUUCGCUAAUGGGCUCAACGAAACCCACUUUGAUAGAGUGGUCGUGCAUUUGGAGGCAGCUCUUUCUGGAAUGUGGGUAGACGCAGCGCUGAUUGCCGAAACCAAGGAACAUGUUGCCCCUCUACGAGCUAUCUUUGAAGAGUCGGGUCGAGAACACGUUACAGAAUACUUGAAAGAGGCAGUCGGAAGUGACCAUUUCAACAACAGAACGAUCGAGCCAAAAUCAAGACCUACCAAGAUUCCAAAAUUCUCCAUGUUUCGCUUUCCAAGAAAAGUCAAACAAAGCGCUUGA